CAUGCAUAUGUGUGUAUGUGUGUAUACAAUUGACAGCUAAUUGUGUUAUCUUUCCAUUUUUUUUUUCAUAAAUCUAUUAAUUUGAUGUGAAACAAUUUAUUUUACUACCUUUGACUAAUUCGUAAUAAAAUUCAGCAAUAAUUAUAUGUUCUUAAAGUAAUAGUAAUGAAUUCUUUUCAUCGUGAUAAUGUGCAGUUCUUGAAGCCAGAUAACGAAGAAGAGUUAUUAGCCGGCUAUCAGAAUUUAAGGCGUACUAACCCUUCGGACGUCUCAGAUAAGAACAAAAUUAAAAAUAAUAUUGUUUACUGUAUCGAAAAAUAUCAAAUAACUAUACUAGCUACAGAAUUUGGUAUAGGGACUCUUGAUUUGCCUCAGUAUUUAGAAGAGUUGGGUUGGACUCAAAAAGGUAAUAUAGCAAUAAUAGAUCACAACAAUGACGAAGCACAAACUGAAAUGCUUACAGCUACUCCUUAUGAAAAUGCAGAAACUUUAAAAAUUAAUUAUAUCUCAAAUGAAAAAUUGCUAAAAGAGUUGUUCUUGGAUCCUAUACUCACAAAUUAUGGCGUCAUUUUAGUGAACAAUGUUCACAGACGUUAUGUUUUAACCGAUACCGUCUUGGCAUUGCUGAAAAAGAUCGUAAGAAAACGUACAACGCUGAAAAUUGUACUGGUAGCGAAUACAAAAGAAGCAAACUUCUUUGCCGACUAUUUUAAUACACACAAGCGCCACAAAAGUCAUCAAAUCGGUUGCACAGUACUAUCAAUUGACGAUGUGGACCUAAAACAAUGUAUAUUUUAUCUUAAAUCUCCAUGUGCGGACUACAUAAGCAAAUCGAUUGAUACUCUGAGGAAUGUCCAUCAGAAACAACCAUUAGACGGUGAUAUAUUGGUGUAUUUAGCUGAUGAAGAUGAAAUUAAUCAAGCCAUAGAAUUGUUGAAGAAUUACAUCAAUAUGGAUCAUAUUAAAAAUGUCAAUUAUUUUAAAUUGUCGCAUGUAAAUGGUGAAAAGCAGUCGGUGUUUUUUCCCAAAACAACGGGAAAGCGUAAUGUAAUAUUCACUAAGGAUUUGCAUCAAGAUUCAGUAACACAGGAUCGUAUAAGUUAUGUGAUCGAUUGCGGUUUUAUGCAGCUGAAAUGGUUUCAGGCCGAUAGUAACAAGUAUCAUAAAUUAACUGUACCGGAAAGCAAAUUUGUAGCAGAGUUACGAGCCAACUGGAGAAACAAAUAUCGAACAGCCAAAGUUUUUCGUCUAUACACUAAAGAUGAUUUUAACAACUUGCCGGAGAGAUCAGUGGCUAAAAUGCGUCGCACAGAUUUGUGUUCCGUUAUUCUCUAUUUAAAGACCUUAGCUGUGGAUAAUAUUUUACGUUUUGAUUUUCCCUCACCUCCACCAGCUAAAAAUGUACUAUCGGCUUUGGAAAUUUUAUAUGCAUUAGGUGCUUUAGACGAUCAAGGACAACUAACCAAUCCCCUGGGCUUCUUCAUGGCUGAUGCACCUUUCUAUCCAUAUCUAAGCAAAGCAUUGUUUAAUUCAAUCGAAUUCCAGUGUUCAGAGGAGAUUUUGACAAUAGUGGCGAUGAUGCAGGUAGAAUCAGUAUUUACUGUUACCACCAAUCACAUGGCUGACAGUCACAAACAGGUGGCCAAGCGAGCAUUUGAAGCAGCUGAAGGUGAUCUGAUAACACUUUUGAAUGUCUAUACCGCAUUUCUUGAGAACGAUAGAAGUAAAGAAUUUUGCCGCAAAUACUAUUUGAACUAUCGUAGUUUAAUGCGUGUUCAUAGGCUGCGUAAUUAUUUUGCAACUUCAUUGCUAACUAAAUACAAAAUGUCGUUGAUUUCCUGCCGUGGAGAUGUUGAAAGAAUAUUGAAAUGCAUCGCCUCCAGCUAUUUUAUGAACGUAGCUUUUCUACAUGCGUCCGGUGUUUACAGAGGAUUACGUUGUAAAACCGAUCUCUAUAUUGACCGAGAUUCGGCGAUAUAUAGCCUGCCACAGCCUAAGUAUUUGAUUUAUUGUAGUCUUUAUGAAAACACUAAAACAUUUAUGAACAACGUGACUGUUAUCAAGGAAGAGUGGUUGUCGGAAUUCGCCCCACACUAUUAUGAAACAAAAUAAACCAGUUCUACCAGAGUCCUAUCUAAAUACAUAUAAAUAAAAGCAUUUAAAGUUUUUUUUUUAGAA
Molecule: messenger RNA, 2178 nt
Organism: Calliphora vicina (urban bluebottle blowfly)
Lineage: Eukaryota; Metazoa; Arthropoda; Insecta; Diptera; Calliphoridae
Gene: Cpes
Product: Ceramide phosphoethanolamine synthase
Exons: 6
Coding region: 166-2112 (648 amino acids)
Cellular component (GO): catalytic step 2 spliceosome; intracellular anatomical structure
Molecular function (GO): RNA binding; helicase activity
Source: RefSeq, a predicted model, not a curated record